AUGAUACGAACCUGUGCUCGAGUGACGACUCGCUCGUCUGCGUAUAGAACCACGCCAUACAUAAUCUCACCAAUAUACGCGACUCGUCAAUUCAGUAGCUCGCAAUGGCGCAAGGAAGACCCGCGCAUCUCCGACUUUGGUCGCGAGAUCAUAGAUGAGUUUGCCGUGAUGCGCGAGAAAUAUGAUACACCUAAACACACCAUUGUCCUUGCCCACGGGCUACUAGGCUUCGAUGAACUACGACUUGCCGGGCAGUUCAUACCGGGCAUACAUUACUGGCGCGGCAUAACAGAUGCGUUGGCACACAAAGGCAUCGAAGUCAUCGUGGCUGCAGUUCCGCCUAGUGGAAGCAUCGAGGCGCGGUCUGCAAAACUGGCUGAGAGUAUUGCACUCAAGGCAAAAGGGAAACAGGUCAACAUUAUUGCAGGCCUCGAUUCACGUUACAUGAUUAGCCAACUCCGACCGACUGACUUCAAGAUACUCUCCUUGACCACCAUAGCCACUCCACACAGGGGCUCUGCUUUUGCAGACUACAUGUUUAAGACGAUCGGUCCCCGUCGAAUCAAGCGCGUCUACAGCGUUAUGGAGUAUUUUGGCUUUGAGACUGGCGCUUUCUCACAACUCACACAAGAGUACAUGCAGAACAGCUUUAAUCCUAAGACACCGGACAUACCUGACGUCAAGUACUACUCGUACGGCGCGUCUCUCGAACCGACUCGUUGGUCGGUUUUCGCACCUUCGCAUAGCAUCAUCAAACCGAAAGAGGGUGUGAAUGAUGGGCUGGUCAGCGUCUAUUCCAGUCGAUGGGGCGACUACAAAGGCACUUUGAUCGGUGUAAGCCAUCUCGACCUGAUCAAUUGGACAAACCGUCUCAAGUGGUUCUUCUGGGAACUUACGGGUAGCAAGCGCAAGUAUGAAGUCAUCAUUCCUGGUCUAGGUCAAGUCAAAGCUGAUGCUGUAUAG
Molecule: messenger RNA, 963 nt
Organism: Alternaria atra
Lineage: Eukaryota; Fungi; Ascomycota; Dothideomycetes; Pleosporales; Pleosporaceae
Exons: 6
Coding region: 1-963 (320 amino acids)
Molecular function (GO): triacylglycerol lipase activity
Source: RefSeq, a predicted model, not a curated record